AUUGGAUUAAAAUCUUUAGCAAACUUUCUGCAACUGUAAAUUUUCUUUCGCCGGAAAGUUCUAGAAUCUGUAGUUUUUCUCGGAAAGUAAAGGGGUACGGACUUCGAACCGACUUUCAGUAACGUGGGCUAGACUCAGCAAGGAGGCCACUUUCUCUGCUUCUUUUCACCUUGAAUUUAAAAUAUCGUUUGCUGCACCAAUUUUCCAAGAACUUCUCUUUCUUUAUUUUUUUUACCCGAGAACAGUUUAUGAGAGCAUUGUUUGCUUGUUGGCGGUGUUUGUUGGAGGAAAACGUUGUGAAGCUGACCUUUUGAUUUCAAUGCCUUUUUUAUUCUCUUCUUCUCUUCGUCUCUAAAAGUGUUAUCUUUUUUAUAUUGAAGCAUUUUGGGGGCGGUGCGAUCUUACAGUUCAUAUCUUGUCAUCACUACGCGUUGCCUCUCCGUGUUGAUUUUCUUGAAAGUAUAUAAAGUUCUUGAAUCUUCUUCUUCGUUUUGCUCUUGUUGCUUUGUGUCGCAGUCAGAUCUGAGUUUGUGUUUGGUCUAUACGCACAUUUGGACAUUCUCGCGGAUCAGCAGGUGGGAAAUCUUGAGGCUGAUCAUAUUUGAGUUUUUAUAGUUUAGUAUGCUCUUGAGUCAAAGAUCACUAGCUUGAAGGCCUUGGGCGAAGACUUUGUUGUAUGAAAUAUAUGGCGUCAGGCGAAGGGAGGCGCCAUCGCCACAAUCUAGUGCCUCUUGCUGCAUUGAUCAGCAGAGAGAUGAAGAGUGAGAAGAUGGAGAAGCCCACUGUGAGAUAUGGGCAUGCGGCUCAGUCGAAGAAAGGGGAGGAUUACUUCCUGACUAAGACUGAUUGCCAGAGAGUCCCCGGAAAUUCUUCAUCAACAUUCUCUGUAUUUGCGAUCUUUGAUGGGCACAACGGAAAUGCUGCUGCCAUUUUUGCAAGGGAACAUCUAUUGAAUCAUGUGUUGGGUGCUAUGCCCCGAGGACUUGGUCGGGAGGAGUGGCUCCAAGCUUUACCUCGUGCAUUGGUUGCUGGCUUUGUGAAGACUGACAAGGAAUUCCAGAGCAGAGGAGAAACAUCUGGAACCACGGCUACAUUUGUAAUAGUUGAUGGAUGGACUGUGACUGUUGCAUCUGUUGGAGACUCACGAUGUAUUUUAGAUACUCAGGGUGGCACUGUUGCUACCUUAACUGUGGAUCAUAGACUUGAGGAGAAUGUAGAAGAGAGGGAACGUGUUACAGCGAGUGGAGGUGAAGUGGGGAGGCUUAGUAUUGUUGGGGGUGCCGAGAUUGGUCCCCUCCGUUGUUGGCCAGGUGGUUUAUGCCUUUCUAGGUCAAUUGGAGACAUGGAUGUUGGGGAAUAUAUAGUACCGAUACCAUACGUGAAACAAGUGAAGCUCUCAAAUGCAGGCGGGAGGCUUAUAAUUGCAUCUGAUGGCAUCUGGGAUGCCCUAUCUUCGGAAAUGGCUGCAAAAAAUUGUCGCGGGUUGCCUGCCGAACUUGCUGCUAGGCAAGUUGUGAAGGAAGCCUUGAGAACAAGGGGCUUAAAGGAUGAUACAACUUGCAUAGUUGUUGACAUAAUUCCUCCUGAUAAUUCGGUACAGCCAUCAAGUCCUCCUAAAAAGCAGAACAAGCUGAGAGCUCUAUUUUUCAGGAAGAGUUCACGUAGUUCUGUUAAUAAACUGUCAAAGAAGCUAUCAGCUGUUGGUAUAGUGGAAGAAUUGUUCGAGGAAGGCUCAGCAAUGCUUGCUGAAAGACUGGGAAAUGAUGAGUCCACAGGCCAAUCAACAUCUGGCCUUUUCGUCUGUGCUGUAUGUCAAGUUGACCUUGCUCCGAGUGAGGGCAUCUCUGUGCAUGCCGGUGCCAUCUUCUCCACCAGCACAAAACCUUGGCAAGGCCCUUUCCUUUGUGCAGAUUGUCGUAAUAAGAAGGAUGCAAUGGAAGGAAAACGCCCUAGUGGUGUUAAAGUGGUGUAGCUCAUACAUUGUUUUACUCUAUUCUUUACCUUUUAGUUCAUUUUUUUUUUAAUUCUCAAAUUUCGUAGGCCAGCAAUUGUUUGAAUCUUGCUAUGAUAUUGAUCAAAUGUAUAUGUCAGAUCUGGGAAUAGUAAGAUAGUUUUAGCAUUCAAGUAAUAGAAUGUUUAAGGAGCAA
Molecule: messenger RNA, 2147 nt
Organism: Carya illinoinensis
Lineage: Eukaryota; Viridiplantae; Streptophyta; Magnoliopsida; Fagales; Juglandaceae
Product: probable protein phosphatase 2C 15
Exons: 9
Coding region: 677-1972 (431 amino acids)
Biological process (GO): protein dephosphorylation
Molecular function (GO): protein serine/threonine phosphatase activity
Source: RefSeq, a predicted model, not a curated record